Molecule: messenger RNA, 1650 nt
Organism: Durusdinium trenchii
Lineage: Eukaryota; Dinophyceae; Suessiales; Symbiodiniaceae
Source: the annotation of a GenBank genome assembly
AUGGAUGUGCAAGACUUCGUGAUCUAUGCCCAGACUUCCCAGGAGAAGGUUCUUGGAGUGAGGGAGUUCCACUUGGGUGGAGCGUUGAGGGAUGGCAACCAGGAUUUGCUCGGCCAAAAGGUGCCCUCUCAGUGGGGUGACGUGCAUUUGUUCGAUUUGUGCCUGACUUUUGGCCACGUUGACACAGCAUGGGCUAUGGCUGAAAGAGGAGUGAAAGGUUGCAGGUUGGAAGUGCAUCACCUUAAGAAGAAGUUCCACUCCCAGAACAGGGGUGGCUCGAGGCGGUACUCCUACUGCUGGUGCAGCGGUUGGCAGACCUGUCAAGGGUGCUGCUUUGGCUUCCCGGUCGAUCAGGGCAUUUGGAUGAAGGACUGGAAUGCAAGCCUCACGGAUGCUGCAGAAGCUGCCAGCCGGAUGGCCCAACAGCCCUUAGUUCACAUGGUCCUAGAGGCGCUUUGCCACGAUGCUCUGCCGCAAGCUCUGGCCAUCUCUGAGGAGGCCAUGGCACACUUGCUCGAUAUCGCCAUCCUCAUCGGCGACAAAGAGGCGGCCAUGAGCUGCGCGGAGCGAUCCCGUCUCCGGCCUUUGCGGCGGUGGAGCUGCGAUGAGAUUUUCGAUGUUCACUGGCGAGACUUGAAUUACCGUUUGACUGCAGAAUAUGUGAUUGAGUUGGGUCACGGAGCCUUGAAACUUCGAGAUUGCGGCAUUCUCCUUGCAGCCCUUGCGGCCGGUGUGGAGCUGCAGGGCCUCGAGCAACGGAAUUCCACUUUUUGGCAAGAUGGAAUCAGACUUCCAAGCUUUUUUGUUCCUGAGAUUCCUGUCCGGCUUGCAAUGGCUUUGUCCGGAUCUCCUUUGGCCGAUUUUGCAGACCUAUCGCAACCACCUGAAACUCCCUGGGUACCACCAAAGCCGAAUGCAUUGGGAGAACUCUUCUUUAAAGGAGGCAGCAACAGGGGGAUUCCUUAUUUGUGCAAGGACCUGCUUGAAAGUGCUCAGAGAGCCGGAAUCUCCUUAGCUGCUUUGGAGGUGCUUGACACGAGUCAGUGGCAUUUGCUGGAAGCGACUGAGUGGAAUUUGCUUCCCUCGAUCUCGCUCUUGGACUGCGCUAUUCUCUUUGGGCAAUCUGAUUGUGCGGCUUUCCUUGCUACUGUGGGCGCUGAGCUGUCGGACUGCGACGGCCUCCACUUUUGUGCGGAGAGUAGUGUGCUGAAUGCGGAGCCAGCGCGCCGGCCUGCCGCGAUGGCAGCAGCCCACACGGCAUUGUCGAUGGUGUGGAAAUCGGAAAUGGCCGGCAAAGGUAUUGCAGUCUACCAAGCCAUGAACAAGCUUUCAAAUGGGAGACCCUUCCCCCCGUUUCUUGUGGAUGAGGUGGUGGCUCUUUCUAUGGAUGUGCCGAAGAUCAUUGAGCAACUGGAUUGGUGGGCGGAAGCACAUGCUUGGUGCAAAUGCUUGGCCGAAGCAAAGCGUGCUUCGCUUUCGCUGCUUGCUUCAACACUCCAAGUUCAGAUGAAUUCUCAGAAAGCUGGCAGCUCAGAAGGUGGACUCCAAGCUUUGCCGCAAGGGCAUUCAAACAGCGAGGAGGUUGGUGCAGAGGAUUUGCAAGAGCCUCGCGCAACUUCGCCAAGCCAACAAGAUCAGCACGAUGCAUAA